This is a messenger RNA of Paramecium primaurelia, 1534 nucleotides long. NCBI's taxonomy places the organism in Eukaryota, Ciliophora, Oligohymenophorea, Peniculida, Parameciidae. The record is from the annotation of a GenBank genome assembly.
UUCAAAAUAAAAUAGCAUGUAACCGCAAAGUGUUGAUGAUUUUCUUAUAUAACAGGUAAAGAUUCAUCCUAUAGCAUAGCUAAGACGUAUUUUCAGUUUUCCUGUCUUAAGUAGAAACCAUUUUCUAUUGAAAAGAUUUGAUUCCUCUACAGGGUAUAUUCGUCUAUCUUGCUUGGCAAAAGAGAAUAGUUUCCGGUAAUUAUUAGAAUAUCCAAAUGGAAUGCAGAAUUUAGUGAAUGUAAUUAAGUGAAACAUCAUUCAUAUAGAUAUUAAUUCAAUUCAACUAUACCAAUUGGGUUUAUGAUCAAACUUUCAAUGCAGUAAUGCCAAUCUUUUCAAAAGAGAGGAAAUAAAUUUAAAUUUUGAUUAAGAAAAAUAAAUUAGAAGAAUUUCAGAGAUUUUUAUAAGAAUUAGAAGUUAGAUAGGAAUGGGAACCAAAAGAAGCAGAAUAUGUACCAAAUAAAGAUAUGAUUAAAUUAUUCAUUGUCUUUGAAACUCAAGAAGAUGCUUAAUAAGCAUUUAGUAAAAUUUAACAAUCUAAAUCAAUUGUAAUGAAUUCUAUUUAUAUGAAUAUAGUAUGGUAUAUAAAAUGCGAAAAUGGAAGAAGUUGAUUAUUUUACUAAAUUUUUAAGUAUUGUAGCACAUAAAUAACAAUAAUUUUAAGAAUAAAGAAUGAAUAAUAUGAGAAAUUAUGAUGAGAAUCAGAAUUAAUAUUAAAUUAAUUCUUAAUAAUAAUAUUAAUAAUAGUAUUAAUAAUAAUACUAAUAAUAAUAACAUUAAGAAUAAUAAUAAUAAUAAUAACAAUAAUAAUAAAAAUAAUAAUAACAAUAAUAAUAAACAUAAUCAUAUUAACCUGAAUAAACUUAAUAAAUUUAAUAAAUUUAAUAGCAAUCUCUAGAAUAUUAAUAAGAAUAAUAAUUAUAUGAUUUUACAUCUUCAGAUAUUGUUAGCCAAAGACUUAAUUAAAUUAGAACAAAAGAUAAAGUUGAAUUAAACUUUGCUCCAUUAUAAGAUCAAUAAUUCUAAUUUUCAUUUGUACCUAUACUCUAUCCUCAAUAAGAUGUAUAAUUAUCAGAGAUAAAUAUUGAUUCAUAAAAAUUGACAGAACAAGAACCAAUCUAAGUUGAAAUACAACAAGAGUAAACAAUUAUUGAAUAGCCUAUCCUAUAACCAGGGUAGAUAUAAACAAGAGAGACAGAAUCAAACAAAGAAAAUUCUGUUGAAAAAAAUCAUGGUAGGAAGUAUGAUGAAGGAAGAAUUGAAUAUCAUCAAAAGCCUUAUUAUCAAAAUAGAUAUCAAGUAUUUAUUAGAAUAUAAAAUUUUAGUAAAAGAGAAGACCAAAUAAUGAUUCACAUUACCAUUCAAACAAAUAUUAUGAUAAUUCAAAUAAUAGAAAACCAUAAUAGCAUUACAGUAAUUUAACAUUCUAAAUAUCCUAGAUAGAUUAGAAGAUGAUUUGAGAGAGUUUACUGGAUAUAAGAAAUAUCAAUAAAGACCAUAGAAGGAAUAUUAUGAGCCAAAGAAGGAAUCCUGA